Amaranthus tricolor (Joseph's coat) is the source of this 2487-nucleotide messenger RNA. RefSeq lists its product as uncharacterized. Lineage: Eukaryota; Viridiplantae; Streptophyta; Magnoliopsida; Caryophyllales; Amaranthaceae. The transcript has 3 exons. The record is from RefSeq and is a predicted model, not a curated record. Bases 1449 to 2153 code for a protein of 234 amino acids.
AUGAAAAUUGCUUUUAAGCUAAUACAUAAGAGAAGAGAAUAUUCCUUUAUUUUGAAAUCUUAGAAUAGGUAUUAGUGGGCCAAAUUUUUAUAAUUCAAAAUACCCCCUCAAGACCUAUCAUUUACAAAUUUGUAAACCACUCUUACUUUGUAUCUCAACUUUUUGGCCUCUGUAUAAUUUCUCUCAAUUUCUAUGAACCCUAAUUUUUUUCCUCUUAUAGUUACCUAAAUUCGCAGCAUCUACUCAAGUUGUUCGCAUCUACAGUUAAUUUUGAUUAAUUUCUGUUGUUUUCCUAUUUAUUUUCUUCAUCUAGAGCUAUAUAAAAGGAGUCAAUGAUAUCCAUUGUUACUCAACAAUAUUAUGAACUCUUCACGAACACUUUGAUGUCUGCAAAUUGCUACAAAAACCAUUAGCACUUAAACAUCCAACUAAAAAUCAUUAGAACCUAGGUAUUUCUUGGAUUUUUGUGAAUUUAUUGGAGCUGUUUUGACGAAGAAUAUGUUAGAAGAAUUAAUUAUUCAAGAGUCACGAAAGCGUGCAAGAAAAAAUGAUGAUGAUAGAGAUAAUGCUUUGUCAAUUGUGAGUUUCGUUUUAGUAGUUUUAGGAGCACAAUAUAGUCAGAAGUAUAGGGUGAGAGAGGUCUCUUGGGAUGAAAAUUUUCGUGCUCAAAAGAGGGCCUUUUGGAUGCUAGACUUGAAAAAUGAUAGGAUAUGUCGCGAUCAAUUGCGUUUUGACACACACUGCUUUGAGAAGUUAUGUAACGUUUUGCAAAUCAAUGGAGGAUUAAAGACUACUAGAUAUGUAACGGUGAAAGAAAUUGUCGCAAUGUUCCUUCAUAUUCUAGAGGAUUAAAGAAACGUUGGAGUAUUCUUAGACAUCCGAGUUUUUUUGGAAAGAUGACUCAAGUUAGAAUUAUAAAUGCUUGUUUCAUACUCCACAAUUUCUUGAGGGAAGAGAAACUAGAAGAAGGGAAUUUAUUACAUGAGGUAGAUAAUGAAUUAUCAAAUGUACCCGGAAUUGAUGAAGAAGGGGAAGAAGCUUACAUUUCACUUGUGCGUUCAUCACCCGAGUGGAAUAAUUUUAGAGAUGAGCUUGCAAGAAAAAUGUUUGCGGAUUACCAAAGGCGAAGGGCACAACCUAGGAACAAUUAAAGUGGGAGAGAUCGAACAAGCAUUAAACUACUUAAGGAGCCAUCAGAUGUGAUCUCGAAGAUAAUACAAAGAAUUGUUGUGUUUGAUUGAAGCUUAGGAUGGUUUUGUAGGGUUUUACUAAAUAGUUUUGAAUAUGGCAGUACUUGAGUAGUAGUUUUAUGGGAAUCUUUAUUUGUAUGUUCAACUAAUUAUUUUGACUCAUGUUGUAGUUUAUUUAUGAUAAGGAACAAACAAAUGAAAAGGCAAUUGUGUUCAAGCUCAACAUCAAAGAGAGGUUACGUAUCUUGAACUCCCCAAAUGGAUGCAAUUCUCGCUUCAACAUUGAUUGACCAAAUAAACGAGGGGAAUAAAGCUGAAGGUGAUUUCAAGCCUCAAGCUUAUCAAGCUGUUGUUGAUAAGUUAAGGAAUGAGUUGGGCAUAUUUAUUAUGAUGGAUCAUGCCAAAAAUAGGAUUAAGGUAUGGAAGAAACAUCAUGCAACCAUCACCGAUAUUCAAACUUACACUAAGUUUACGUGGAAUGAUGAGAAAAAGAUGCUUGAAAUUGGUAUGAAUGAUUUUGCACAAUGGAACGAAUAUUGUAAGGAUAAUCCAAAUGCCUCGGCAUAUAUGAACAAAAGGAUUGAGAAUUGGGAUGACAUUUGUGCUUUGGUGUCAGUGGAUAGAGCGAUUGGUGAUGGUGCUUUGGAGACUGAAAAUCAAGGUGCCCACAUCUCAGAUGCAACUUCGGGAGAGUCUUCAAUCAAGAAAUUAAAGAGGGAUCGUCUUGCUGAUGCUGUUACUAGCUUUGCGGAGACAUUUAAGGAGUAUAUGAUAUCAAGAAACCCUCCAAAGCCCGAUUCUAAAGAGGUCUACGAUGUUGUUUCAAGAGUUGUCGGACUUGAUCGAUAUGAAGUUUUGAAGGCAGUGAAGCGAUUUUUGAACAAUAUAGAAGAGUUUGAAAUGCUUAAGACUUUACCUGAAAGUGAAAAGUUGGAUUGGGUAAUAUUAUGUCUUCAGUCGUAGUAAUUUUCUAGGAAUUUUAGUUCAUUAGUAAUACUAUAGUCUAUUAGUCUUUCUAGCUAGAUUUUAAAGUUCAAUAGCAAUUGUAAAGGAACUAAUUUGUGGGGCCAAUUAUGGGCAAUCUCUUAGGGUGAUCACAUACUCAAAUUUUGACUGCAAUCAGUGUGUUAGUAUUAUAUUUUACCUUGUCAUGUACUUCAUAUGUUAGGUCAUUUUGCAAGGCUGAUUGAAUUUUGUAAUUGCAAUUACAUACAUUUACCAAACAAUGUUAGAAUUUGAAAUCAAAGAUUUGUAAAUACAAAGAUUACCAAACAACCUUUAGAAUUUGAAAUUUUGA